AUGCCAAAUGAUGACCCUCUCAAUGACCGCCACAGCAGCAACAAGAGGGCACCAAAGAACGUUGACAAACAUCAAUCGUCCACAAUGCCGCGCACAAAGUCAACAAAGAAGCAAGUUGACCCCAACGAUAACCCCAUCGCGCGGUGGAACAAGCUCAAGCAUCACGACAAGGUCAUCUGCUGGAACUACUGGCGUUGGAUCGUCACGAACGGUGAGGAAGGCUGGGAUACAGAUUGUGCUGGAUCCAUCCACCAUCAACGAUCUUCCCAGUUGUUGUUGAACCUUGGGAGUGACUCUUGGUUUCGGCACCGUGGCAAGCAAAUGGUAACUCUUGCUCAAAAGUUUGCACAAUUGAAUCAGCAGCCACCUGAAAAUCCAAAAGACUCUGCCCCUACAGCAGACAACGAGUUGCCUGAGCCCCCUUUGACUCGCGUUCAUCCUCGCAAUCCUCGUAAUCCUACACCUCCACCUUUUUUCAGAGACACUUUUGCCACCCCACCAACAUCCCCUACCCCAACCAUGAACGCUGCUGGAAUGCGCUCUCCCAAGGUCGUCAAGAAGACUGUCAAGGCUCCGGCGCCGGCUCCUGCCUAUGUGCCGUCUGGUGGUGGGGAUCACCCCGGGUUGACAGCUCCAACCUCAUUUGGAAUGUUUCGCAAAUUCAACUACACGAGCCGUCGGACCGAGGUUGCCAUGCUCUGCCGCAUGAUCUUGCACAAUGGUGCCACUGUGGAAGACAUUGAGUUUGAAUGGCAGGCGCCACGCCUUCUCAUGAUUCGAGUUGCAUGGCCGGAUUGGUUUCAAAUGGCGGAGCAGAUGGCACAGUUUUGCGUUGAUGACCAGGGGCAGAUGCUGUACCCACCUGAUCAUCCAUUGACAAUGGAUACCUCCGAGCGCAACCAGCAGCUUGUUGAAGAGGACGAUCGUAUUUGGGACUAUGGAUAUCUUCAGUUCGACCAAGACAUGUUGACUGAGGAAGAACCCGCAAUGGAGCUGUUGGAAGUCGACAUUGAAUCUCGUGGUGUCAAAGUCAAUGUGCUCCAGCUGUUUGUGAAAGUUUUGCCCGAAGAUGAUGGGAAAAAAUCGAACAAGGUCAAGUCCGGUCGCACUGUGAAACUCGGAGCAGGUCCCCGUCCUGGUGGAACGAAUGUACGUACUAGCUCAUCUCAAGAAGAGUCCUCUCGUGGUGGCAAACGCACACGGACGUCUCAUGAUGUUGACGUCGAAACAGAACAUGCAGACGUAGAAUCUGAGGAUGGUGCCAUGAUUGAUGGAGAUUACUGA
Messenger RNA from Seminavis robusta, 1284 nucleotides. Lineage: Eukaryota; Bacillariophyta; Bacillariophyceae; Naviculales; Naviculaceae. The record is from the annotation of a GenBank genome assembly.